Messenger RNA from Gymnogyps californianus (California condor), 1359 nucleotides. It is a transcript of the gene AP1M2, whose product is annotated as adaptor related protein complex 1 subunit mu 2. NCBI's taxonomy places the organism in Eukaryota, Metazoa, Chordata, Aves, Accipitriformes, Cathartidae. The record is from RefSeq and is a predicted model, not a curated record. Gene Ontology annotation, cellular component: clathrin adaptor complex; clathrin-coated vesicle. Gene Ontology annotation, molecular function: clathrin-cargo adaptor activity. Gene Ontology annotation, biological process: intracellular protein transport; vesicle-mediated transport.
AUGGCCGCCUCCGCCCUCUUCAUCCUGGACCUCAAGGGGAAGCCGCUGAUCAGCCGCAACUACAAGGGGGACGUGGGGCUGGGGGAGAUCGAGCACUUCAUGGGGCUGCUGCUGCAGCGGGAGGAGGAGGGGGCCCUCACCCCCCUCCUGACCCACGGCAAGGUCCACUUCCUCUGGAUCAAACACGCCAACCUCUACCUGGUGGCCACCACCAAGAAGAACGGCAACGCUUCCUUGGUCUACUCCUUCCUCUACAAGGUGGUGGAGGUCUUCUGCGAGUACUUCAAGGAGCUGGAGGAGGAGAGCAUCCGCGACAACUUCGUCAUCGUCUACGAGCUCCUGGACGAGCUGAUGGACUUCGGCUUCCCGCAGACCACAGACAGCAAGAUCCUGCAGGAGUACAUCACGCAGGAGGGCAACAAGCUGGAGACGGGCAAGUCCCGCGUCCCCACCACGGUCACCAACGCCGUGUCCUGGCGCUCCGAGGGCAUCAGGUACAAGAAGAACGAGGUCUUCAUUGACGUCAUCGAGUCAGUGAACCUGCUGGUGAGCGCCAACGGCAGCGUGCUGCUGAGCGAGGUGGUGGGCACCAUCAAGCUGAAGGUCUUCCUCUCGGGGAUGCCCGAGCUGCGCCUGGGCUUGAACGACCGCGUCCUCUUCGAGCUGACCGGACGGGGCAAGAACAAGUCGGUGGAACUGGAGGACGUGAAGUUCCACCAGUGCGUCCGGCUCUCCCGCUUCGACAACGACCGCACCAUCUCCUUCAUCCCCCCCGACGGAGACUUCGAGCUCAUGUCCUACCGCCUCAACACCCAGGUGAAGCCGCUCAUCUGGAUCGAGUCGAUCAUCGAGAAGUUCUCCCACAGCCGGGUGGAGAUCAUGGUCAAGGCCAAGGGCCAGUUCAAGAAGCAGUCGGUGGCCAACGGGGUGGAGAUCGCGGUGCCGGUGCCCAGCGACGCCGAUUCCCCCAAGUUCAAGACCAGCGUGGGCUCCGCCAGGUACCUCCCGGAGAGGAACCUCGUCAUCUGGACCAUCAAGUCCUUCCCGGGGGGGAAGGAGCACCUGAUGCGCGCCCAUUUCGGGCUGCCCAGCGUGGAGAAGGAGGAGGAGGAGGGGCCGCCCAUCUCCGUCCGCUUCGAGAUCCCUUACUUCACCGUCUCGGGCAUCCAGGUGCGGUACAUGAAGAUCAUCGAGAAGAGCGGGUACCAGGCGCUGCCCUGGGUGCGAUACAUCACCCAGAGUGGGGACUACCAGCUCCGCACCAGCUAGGGGGGCUCCCCGGACCCCCAUGGACCCACCCGGAGCCCCCCCUCGCCCCGGGGUCCCCCCCUGCGCCCACCCUCUUUCUCUGUUCCUAUA